AUGGUGGUGGCGAAAGACUGGCGGUUGAAAAACUGAAUUACUCUCCAAACAAAAACAUUACAUUACCAAACACUCUGAACGUACCUCCUCGACUCGACUCGACUCGUAGCUCAGAAAAUUCGAGAGACAAAGAUCAGAGAUGUCAUGCUUGAUUUCUUGCUGUACGACCGCAACGUGCGGUCUAUGCACCUCGGUGGCCUCUGGUUUAACUAAUAAGUCAGCUAGAAUCGCUUACUGUGGUCUUUUCGGUGUAUCACUCGUCGUUUCAUGGAUUCUCAGGGAAGUUGGAGCUCCUCUCUUGGAGAAAUUCCCUUGGAUAAGCCAUUCCGAGACUCACCCGAAGGAAUGGUAUCAGAUACAGGCAGUUCUUCGUUUGAGCUUGGGGAAUUUCUUGUUUUUUGGAAUAUUUGCUCUUAUAAUGAUUGGUGUGAAGGACCAAAAUGACAGACGUGAUUCAUGGCAUCAUGGUGGAUGGAUUGCAAAGAUGGUGAUAUGGCUUCUUCUUGUCGUUCUUGCAUUUUUCAUUCCAAAUGCUGUUAUCUCAUUUUACGGGACUUUGUCAAUAUUUGGAGCAGGUGCGUUUUUACUUGUUCAAGUCCUUAUCCUGCUAGACUUCACUCACUCAUGGAAUGAUGCUUGGGUUGAGAAAGAUGAACAAAAAUGGUACGUUGCUUUACUGGUUGUAUCUGCUGGAUGCUACAUUGCAGCAUUUGCCUUCUCAGGAAUUCUAUUCAUUUGGUUCAAUCCCUCUGGUCAAGACUGCGGCCUGAACAUUUUCUUCAUUGUCAUGACCAUGAUUCUUGGAUUUGUAUUUGCUAUUAUUGCAUUACAUCCAGCAGUGAGUGGCAGCCUCUUGCCUGCAUCUGUCAUCUCUGUAUAUUGUGCUUAUGUUUGCUACACGGGGCUUUCCAGUGAACCUCAUGGCUAUGCGUGCAAUGGUCUGAACAAAUCCAAAGCAGUAACGGCAAGUACACUUAUUCUUGGGAUGCUCACAACUGUUCUCUCAGUUUUAUAUUCUGCAGUUCGUGCGGGAUCUUCAACAACAUUUUUAUCACCUCCGUCUUCUCCCAAGUCAGGUGCCAAGAAACCUUUUCUUGAAGGUGAAGAUGUUGAAGAAGGAAAAGAAAAGAAGGAAAAAGAAGCACGGCCUGUUAGUUAUUCCUAUACAUUUUUUCACCUGAUAUUUGCUCUGGCUAGCAUGUAUGCUGCAAUGCUUCUUUCAGGGUGGACCAACACAUCUGAGAGCUCAGACCUCAUAGAUGUUGGCUGGACAACAGUUUGGGUUCGAAUCUGUACAGAGUGGGUUACUGCCGGACUCUAUGUAUGGUCUCUCAUUGCUCCUUUACUCUUGCCUGAUCGCGAAUUCUAUUAGGUUGUUCAUAACCUAUCUUGCACUCACUUUCUCUGAAUAUAUAUACAAUUGGUGGACUGUGCUCUGAUGUGUUGAAUAUGUUAGUACCCCUUUUUUUUCCUUGGGUUUCUGGUUCUGUUAUUGUUGUCAUGAAUUGUCUUUUUACUCAGCUUAGUUAGGCUUGGUAUGUAUGUAUGUAACUAUAUAUGUAUGUAUACUAAUAUAUUACAGUAUAUUAUUUAUAAUUAUAAUAUUAUUACUGCAGUAUAAUUCAUUUA
Cannabis sativa is the source of this 1629-nucleotide messenger RNA. RefSeq lists its product as uncharacterized. Lineage: Eukaryota; Viridiplantae; Streptophyta; Magnoliopsida; Rosales; Cannabaceae. The transcript is spliced from 6 exons. The coding region runs from base 140 to 1372 and encodes 410 amino acids. The record is from RefSeq and is a predicted model, not a curated record. Gene Ontology annotation, cellular component: membrane.